UCAUUUCUGGACAGAGGCGGUGGGAGCGACUCGCCACUUUCCAAGUCCAGGCGCACCAACCAACCAACCCGUGGACUCCUCCCUGCCGGAGACCCGAUGCCCAUGGAGCCGGGGCUGCCCUUAGGACCCAUUUGCUCUUCUUCGGGCUACAAGAAGGCGGAUGAUGAGAUGUCCGGGGCCACGUCCUCUGCGGACCAGGAGGAGGCAGCAGCCCGCACCAUUUACUUGAGCCAGCCCCAGCAGAGCAAGUUCACCGACAACCGGGUCAGCACAGCCAAGUACAGUGUGGUGACAUUUCUACCUCGAUUCUUGUAUGAGCAGAUCAGAAAAGCUGCUAAUGCUUUCUUUCUCUUCAUUGCCUUACUGCAGCAAAUUCCAGAUGUCUCUCCAACUGGAAGAUAUACCACCUUGGUGCCAUUGAUAUUUAUUCUAACAGUUGCUGGCAUCAAAGAAAUUAUAGAAGACUAUAAAAGACAUAAGGCUGACAGCACAGUCAACAAAAAGAAAACAGUGGUUUUAAGAAAUGGAAUGUGGCAGAACAUUAUGUGGAAAGAGGUGGCAGUGGGAGACAUUGUGAAGGUCACCAAUGGGCAGCACCUACCAGCAGACAUGAUCAUUUUAUCUACCAGUGAACCUCAGGCAAUGUGUUAUAUUGAAACAGCAAAUCUGGAUGGGGAGACUAACCUUAAAAUACGACAGGGACUGACGCAGACUGCUAGUCUCCACUCAAGAGAUGACUUGAUGAAAAUGUCUGGGAAGAUAGAAUGUGAAGGACCCAACCGGCACCUUUAUGACUUCACUGGAAACUUACGCCUAGAUGGUCAGAGUCCGGUUCCCAUUGGGCCUGAUCAGAUCUUACUCAGAGGUGCACAGAUAAGGAAUACUCAGUGGGUUUUAGGAAUAGUUGUCUACACGGGACAUGAUACAAAACUUAUGCAGAAUUCAACCAAAGCUCCCUUGAAGAGAUCAAACGUAGAAAAAGUGACAAAUAUGCAGAUUCUCAUUUUGUUUUGCAUUCUCCUUGUCAUGGCAUUAGUAAGUUCUGUGGGUGCCUUACUGUGGAACAGAACACAUGGAGAAGACAUUUGGUACUUUGGCUCAAAUGAAGCACUCUCUAUCAACUUUGGAUACAAUCUCCUCACAUUCAUCAUCUUGUACAACAACCUCAUUCCCAUUAGUCUGUUGGUGACUCUGGAAGUCGUGAAGUUUACUCAGGCUCUUUUUAUAAACUGGGAUAUAGAUAUGUAUUAUACUGAAACAGAUACACCUGCAAUGGCCAGAACUUCAAAUCUUAAUGAGGAGCUAGGCCAGGUAAAAUAUCUGUUUUCCGAUAAAACAGGCACCUUAACAUGCAAUAUUAUGAACUUUAAGAAAUGCAGCAUUGCUGGAGUAACCUAUGGUCAUUUUCCAGAACUGGCAAGAGAAUGUUCAUCUGAAGAGUUCAGCCAGCUUCCUCCUUCUACCAGUGAAUCUUGUGAAUUUGAUGAUCCAAGACUGCUACAGAACAUUGAAAAUGAUCAUCCCACAGCUACCCACAUCCGAGAAUUCCUCACACUUCUGGCUGUGUGUCACACUGUUGUUCCAGAAAGGGAUGGAGAAAAGAUAAUUUACCAGGCAUCCUCUCCAGAUGAAGGAGCCUUAGUCAAAGGAGCAAAAAGACUUGGCUAUGUCUUUACUGGAAGGACUCCUCAUUCUGUUAUCAUUGAUGCGCUAGGAAAAGAAGAAACAUUUGAGAUCCUUAACGUUUUGGAAUUUUCAAGUAACAGAAAAAGAAUGUCUGUGAUCGUUCGAACUCCAGCGGGGCGACUACGCCUGUAUUGUAAAGGAGCUGAUAAUGUCAUUUUUGAGAGACUGUCGAAAGAUUCCCAGUACAUGGAGCCAACACUAUGCCAUCUUGAAUAUUUUGCCACUGAAGGUUUAAGGACUCUGUGCAUUGCAUAUGCAGACCUCUCCGAAAACUCUUACCGGGAUUGGUUGAAUGUAUAUAAUGAAGCCAGCACAAACUUGAAAGACCGAACUCAAAAGUUGGAGGAGUGCUAUGAAAUCAUUGAGAAGAACUUACUGCUUCUUGGUGCUACAGCCAUCGAGGACCGCCUUCAGGCUGGUGUCCCAGAAACGAUAUCCACUUUAAUGAAAGCAGAAAUCAAGAUUUGGGUCCUAACAGGGGAUAAACAAGAAACAGCCCUCAACAUAGGAUAUUCCUGCAGGCUCGUGUCACAGAGUAUGUCUCUCAUCCUUCUGAAUGAAGAUUCUUUAGAUGCAACAAGAGCGGCUCUCACCCAGCACUGUGCAAACCUGGGUGAUUCACUAGGCAAAGAAAACGACAUUGCCUUGAUUAUUGAUGGCCAGACUCUGAAGUAUGCCCUUUCUUUUGAAGUCCGACAGUCCUUCCUGGACCUCGCGUUAUCAUGCAAAGCUGUUAUCUGUUGCAGGGUUUCUCCUCUGCAGAAGUCUGAAAUAGUAGACAUGGUCAAGAAGCAUGUGAACGCCAUCACCCUGGCCAUCGGGGAUGGUGCCAAUGAUGUGGGAAUGAUCCAGACAGCUCACGUCGGAGUGGGGAUAAGCGGCAAUGAAGGCAUGCAAGCAACCAACUCCUCCGAUUACGCGAUAGCACAGUUUUCCUACCUGGAAAAGCUAUUACUCGUCCAUGGAGCCUGGAGUUACAAUCGAGUGACAAAAUGCAUAUUGUACUGUUUUUACAAGAAUGUGGUUCUGUAUAUUAUUGAGCUUUGGUUUGCAUUCGUUAAUGGAUUUUCUGGGCAGAUUUUAUUUGAGCGCUGGUGCAUUGGCCUCUACAAUGUGAUUUUCACAGCAUUGCCUCCCUUCACCUUGGGAAUCUUUGAACGCUCAUGCACUCAAGACAACAUGCUUAGGUUUCCCCAACUCUACAAAAUUACACAAAAUGCUGAUGGGUUCAAUAGCAGGGUGUUCUGGGGUCACUGCAUCAACGCCUUGAUCCAUUCCAUCAUUCUCUUUUGGUUUCCAUUGAAAGCUCUGGAACAUGAUGCAGUAUUUACAAAUGGUCACAGUGUCGACUAUCUGUUUGUUGGAAACAUAGUUUAUACGUAUGUUGUGGUGACGGUCUGUUUGAAAGCUGGUUUAGAAACCACAGCAUGGACAAAAUUCAGCCAUUUAGCUGUUUGGGGAAGCAUGCUGCUUUGGCUGGUCUUCUUUGGUGUUUACUCUACCAUCUGGCCCACCAUUCCAAUUGCACCAGAUAUGCUUGGACAGGCAGGAAUGGUGCUGAAGUGUGGACACUUCUGGCUCGGUUUAUUGCUGGUGCCCACUGCGUGCCUUGUUAAAGAUAUAGCAUGGAGAGCGGCCAAGCAUACCUACCAUAAAACUUUGCUGGAACAGGUUCAGGAGUUGGAAGCUAAGUCCAAAGAGCUGAGAAAAUCUAUGCUACGAGAUAGUAAUGGAAAGAGCAUGAAUGAACGUGACCACUUGUUAAAAAGGCUUGGCAGGAAAACUCCUCCGAGUCUCUUCCGUGCUCAUUCUGUCCAGCAAGGUGUCUCACAUGGCUAUGCAUUUUCUCAAGAAGAACAUGGGGUCGUUUCCCAGUCUCAAGUCGUCCGAUCCUACGACACUACAAAACAGCGAGUGGGAGUAGAAUAACGUGGUCCUUUUGCCUGAUUGGUGACUGGAGUAAUAAGAUUGGGAUCAAUGCACCCACUGUUAAUAUAUCCCGGAGUCGGGUUGGCAACAGCAGUGUAAACACCGGAAAACCCUUUACUGUGGCCUUAGCCAAAAAGUUUGUUACUUAUGCUUCUUGCAGACUUUGAGUGCGUAUUGUGGCAGUGGGGUGGGUGGGGGUGAAAUCCUUGUUUGAAGUCAGCCACCUUGCUCUGCCUAACAUGUGUUUAUGUUGCUUAUGAAACAUUUGGCUGUGCUGUGGAAGGUGUAAAAAAAAGGAAAACACUUCAGGGGUUUCUUGCCAUUUCAAAAAGAAAGGAGGGGAAACAAGCUGUGUGUAGACAGUUCUAGAAAGAAAAGCAAAAAGGUUGCUCUGUUCCAUGCGGGAUAUGCCUUUGCUUCAUUCGAACUGGAGAGCUGGCAUUUCCUGUUUUUCUCAUGCUCAGAUUCAAGUGUGUGAGGUUGCAUGUAAGAAACCUUUCUAAUAUUCACUGUUUAUUUGACAGAAAUGUUCAGGGAGAGAUGGAGGUGGCAAGAAAACAAAUGUUAUCGUGGAGAAAAUGGCAAGGCAGAAAUAAGGUUGCAAGAGCUAAUGUUGCCAGCUUUUUUUAGAAAGAAUAUGCACCAUAAGGUACACAAACACCAUAUAAAAUAUGCCACUGCUGUUUAUUCUCACAUACACACACAAUUACUUCUGCCACAUUAUCUCUCCACCCACCACCCUAGUCAUCUGCAUGACUGGACCACGGGUGCUGUUUGCAUGGCAUGUUGCUCAAGAUCCAGCUCAAAGCAAUGACUGAAAUGCAGCCUUUUGUUCGUUGCUGGAGUGUAUCUGAAUGCUGACUUCUUCAGCUUUAGGCAUGAGCCAUCAGAAGCAGCAGCAUUCCUCAUUGACGUUUAGUGUGCGUUUGCUGCAGCAAAAAUAACAAAGAGACUUGUGGAACCUUAAAGACUAACAAGUUUUGUUUGGCAUAAGCUUUCAUGGACUACAGCCCACUUCUUCAAAUAUUGUAUUUACUGUUAUCAAAUCUAGUUGCUGUUAUCCACAAAAAUGUUCUCAGUUUGUAUGUGAAUCCUGCAGAGGAACUCUCUAGUGUCCAAGGAGGUCACCUGGGUUCAAGCAGAUUGUCACCCUUGCUCAUGUUCAUGAACCACAACAAAACAAACGUUAAAGGGGAAGAAAUAGCUGGUGCCUUAACAUCCUCUGUUUGCAUAAUGGAGAAACUGAGAAAUUUUGGGAGGUUGAGCAAGAAUCUGUCACAUCCCUGAGAUAGUUGGUUUUCUGCAUCAAAUCAUUAUUAGAAAUCCAUUGUUAUAAAGCUGAAUCUGGAUUGGGGGUGGGGGAAGGAAAUGCAGAACUCAGGGCACAUCCAGAUAGGGAAAGUUGGAGUGAUCUGAUUCACACUGAAAAGCUUCUGAUAUUUAGUGCAAUCUGUUCAUAUCUCUCUUGAAGCAAUCCUUCUGUCCACAUUGAUCAAUUUUUUCUCCCAUGAGAAGGGUCCAGACAGGUCUUUAAAUCACUCCAAUUUGGCCCCCUUUUGAUUAAUGACAUUCCCUUCCCGCCUCCUUCCCUGCCUUUUCCCACAGCCAUUUUAUAUACAGUGGUGCCUUGCUUGACA
This is a messenger RNA of Pogona vitticeps (central bearded dragon), 5252 nucleotides long. RefSeq names its product ATPase phospholipid transporting 8A2 (gene ATP8A2). Gene Ontology annotation, cellular component: trans-Golgi network; plasma membrane. The record is from RefSeq and is a predicted model, not a curated record. Gene Ontology annotation, biological process: phospholipid translocation; neuron development. Lineage: Eukaryota; Metazoa; Chordata; Lepidosauria; Squamata; Agamidae. Gene Ontology annotation, molecular function: magnesium ion binding; ATPase-coupled intramembrane lipid carrier activity; ATP hydrolysis activity.